AAUUACAACGACGCACCACCGUCCACCCAAGCGACGCCACCGCUUUAAAAUCCCCGCAGCCACCGAACGGAUACAAGAGCUCGCCCACCUCGCCCCCCCCCCCCCCCCCAUCCAGCUCCGACCCUAGGGUUUCCAUCCGGCUCUUCCGGAAGCUUCCGAAAAUGGCCACCGACGAGCUCGCCCACGCCGUCGCCCCCGCCCCGGCCGGGGGAGACCACUCCCCGGCCUUCUCGUUCAGCAUCUGGCCGCCGACGCAGCGCACGCGGGACGCGGUGGUGCGGCGCCUCGUGGAGACGCUCGCGGGAGACACCAUCCUCUGCAAGCGCUACGGUGCGGUGCCGGCCGCCGACGCCGAGCCCGCGGCGCGCGCCAUCGAGGCCGAGGCCUUCGACGCCGCGGCCUCCACGGGAGGCGCCGCCGCCGCCUCCGUGGAGGAGGGGAUCGAGGCGCUGCAGUUCUACUCCAAGGAGGUGAGCCGCCGCCUCCUCGACUUCGUCAAGUCCCGCUCCGCGGACGCCAAGGCCGGUGACACGCCGUCGGAGGAGGCCCGGGCUCCUGGCGCGCCCGAGGCCGAGGCCGCCCAGCCCGCGGCGUGAGCGCCGGACAGCCAUUCGUUCCGUUUUUGUAUUUCCUGCAGCCUGUGUGUGGCUUGGGUCUGAGUUUGUAUGACUUGAACGUUAGCUGUUUGCACAUCUAUGCAAUUCUUGUUCUUCCAUGAAUAGCCCCGUUCUAGUGCGUGUUCCUGUUUUUCUGGGAAUCCCUGCCCGAUCCUGAGGUUGUCAAACCAUCGCAGCAUUGACCUCUGUCUGUGUGCAGCUUCGAGUGAUGGUCGAAUUGUUCCGGAGACCGAAUUGACAAGCAAUUAAGAUUCCUCCCAUCUUUCAAGCCACAUUUAUAUGUAUAAUAAUAAUCUGACCGUUGAUUUGAAAUUCUAA
Molecule: messenger RNA, 935 nt
Organism: Zea mays
Lineage: Eukaryota; Viridiplantae; Streptophyta; Magnoliopsida; Poales; Poaceae
Product: MFP1 attachment factor 1
Biological process (GO): lateral root development; mitotic cell cycle
Source: RefSeq, marked validated